AUGUUGGGCAUGAUAAGUACCUCCCCGAAUUGUCCAAUAGAAGCUCAAUGGUUCGUUGGAAUAUACACAGUUGUCAUCUACGCUCCAUUGGCAUUCGUCUAUGUAGUGGUUGCCACUCUUUUCAUUAAACAUCCCACUGCAUUUCAUCCGUUGUUUGUAAUCUCAUUCUUCCUUAUCCUUCUUGCCUACACUACUUCCAACUUCAUCCUUUUCUUCCGAAAUCUUUUGGAAUUCUUCUUCAUUAAUGAAUUCAUAUUUUCAAUUCUUGAAUUCAUCCUAGUAUCUGCCAAUUAUUACACCCAGCCAAUUGUUAUCCUAGCACUUUUGGAACGGCUGGCAGCUACCGUAUUUGUGUCGAAUUAUGAAAAAUCAUUGCAAUGGAUACCGUACCUAAUUGGACAAUUCAUAUGUAUCAUAUUUGUGGUACUCAUGAGUUUAUCUCAACACGAAGGAAAUCUGAUAAACAAUAUUCAAAUUGUUCUCUCUUUCGUAAUAUGCUCGUGUCUAGUCGCUUUAUUUUUGGUGAAUCGGUACAAAACUGCAAAUUCAGUCGGAAAGUCUACGCUGACAACUAGGUAUCAAUUGGCGGAAAAUAUCAAAGCAUUGAGAAUCUUUGUCCCAUUCAUCGUAUUGGACAAUGUGAUCUCUCUUAUGUUCGUAAUCACCAGUUACACAAUCUCAAUCGCUAGAAAAUUCGACGAAGACGAAUGUAACAAGUCUUCCAGUUAUGUGCCUAUCUUUACAGUGUUCAGGACGAUAGCCAUUCUGAUCCAAAUAUCAAUGGCUGUGAUAGUUGUAUACAUGCACGAGUCAAUGAAAGUCUGGAAUUGGAGAGAUUGUUAUCGAAGAAGUAAUCGGUCACAAGACGUUAGUAUCACGGCAAAUCGACCUGAUAGGCUCAAAAUUAAAAACGUUCUUGGUAAAAACAUUGUGGAACAAGAAACAGGAGAAAACUACUUUGCACAAUUGAGUAAGCAAUGGCAAAAAGUAUAG
Molecule: messenger RNA, 993 nt
Organism: Caenorhabditis remanei
Lineage: Eukaryota; Metazoa; Nematoda; Chromadorea; Rhabditida; Rhabditidae
Exons: 7
Coding region: 1-993 (330 amino acids)
Biological process (GO): sensory perception of chemical stimulus
Cellular component (GO): membrane
Source: RefSeq, a predicted model, not a curated record